ACAUGGCGGCCGGUGGAGAUGCUCGCUGCUGUUGUCGGAGUUAAACCGAUCUCUGCAAAGGUCUUAUAGCAGAGGAGCUUUGGUUUCGUGCAUUGCUUUUGGUUUUGUGCAUUGCAUUUUGUGGCGGAUUGCGGGGGGGUCAUCAUGAUUCACGAGCUGCUGCUGGGUCUCAGCGGAUACCCGGGCAGCAUCUUCACCUGGAACAAGCGCAGCGGCCUGCAGGUAUCUCAGGAUCUGCCUUUCCUUCAUCCUAGCGAGAGCAGUGUCUUAAAUCGAUUGUGCAAGUUAGGCACUGACUACAUCCGCUUUACAGAGUUUAUUGAACAGUAUACCGGCCAUGUUCAGCAGGAGUACAACCCUUCCCCGCAGGGCCAGACUGGGCUGCACGGAAUCUACCUUCGUGCCUUUUGUACCGGACUAGACUCGUUGCUGCAGCCCUACAGGCAAGCGUUGCUUGACUUGGAGCAGGAGUUCUUGGCAGACCCACACCUCUCCGUCUCUCAUGUCAACUACUCCUUGGAUCAAUUUCAGCUGCUGUUCCCAUCUGUUAUGGUGGUAGUUGAACAGAUCAAGUCUCAAAAGAUUCAUGGCUGCCAACUCCUGGAGACUGUUCACAAACACAGCUGUGGGGGACUUCCGCCAGUCCGCAGUGCAUUGGAGAAGAUCCUGGCAGUGUGUCAUGGUGUGAUGUACAAACAGCUAUCUGCGUGGAUGCUGCAUGGACUCUUAUUAGACAUGUACGAGGAGUUCUUUAUCAAGCAGGGGCCUUCCUCUGGGAAUGUUGGCACUCAGCCUGAGGAGGAAGAGGAGGAGGAUCUGGGAAUCCGAGGCUUGACUGGGAAGCAGCUCAAGGAGCUCCAGGAUCUGCGGUUAAUCGAAGAGGAGAACAUGUUGGCCACCUCCCUGAAGCAGUUUUCACUCCGAGCUGAGAUGCUGCCCUCAUACAUCCCAGUGAGGGUGGCAGAGAAGAUCCUGUUUGUGGGGGAGUCCGUGCAGAUGUUUGAGAAUCAGAACGUGAAUCACACUCGUGCAGGGUCCAUUUUGAAGAACCAGGAAGAUAUCUUUGCGGCAGAGCUUCACACGCUCAAACAGCAACCCCUUUUCAAUCUCGUGGAUUUUGAAAAUCUAAUUGACAGGAUCAGAAGUACGGUGGCUGAGCAUCUGUGGAAAUUGGUGGUUGAAGAGGCAGGACUGCUGGGCCAACUUAAGAUAAUCAAAGAUUUCUACCUGCUGGGUCGAGGUGAAUUAUUUCAGGCUUUCAUCGACAGUGCACAGCAUUUAUUAAAGACUCCACCAACAGCAGUCACUGAACAUGAUGUUAACGUCGCGUUCCAGAAAUCCGCACACAGAGUCCUGUUGGAUGACGACAAUCUUCUCCCGCUCCUGCACCUCACUGUUGAGUACCAUGGGAAAAACCCCAAAGAUUCAACACAGAGUCGUGAUGCAUCAUCUUCCCCUCGUGAAGCCCCGACGUCUGGCUGGUCAGCUCUGGGUCUCUCGUACAAAGUGCAGUGGCCUUUGCACAUCUUGUUCAGCCCCGCUGUGCUGGAAAAGUACAACAUUGUGUUCAAGUACUUGCUGAGCGUGCGGAGGGUGCAGGCGGAGCUGCAGCACUGCUGGGCCGUGCAGAUGCAGCGCAAGCGCCUCAAAUACAAUGAGACGGACGUGAUCAAGUGGAGAGUGAGGAACCACAUGGCCUUCCUUGUGGACAACCUGCAGUACUACCUACAGGUGGAUGUCCUCGAGUCUCAGUUUUCUCAGCUCCUCCAGCGGAUAAACUCCAUCCGGGACUUUGAAAGCAUACGACUGGCUCACGAUCACUUCCUGAGUAACCUGCUGGCCCAGUCAUUCAUCCUGCUCAAACCGGUGUUCCACUGCCUGAACGAGAUCCUGGAAUUAUGCCACAACUUCUGCUCCCUGGUUAGUCAGAAUCCUGGUCCUAUAGAUGACCGAGGAGCUCCACAAUUAGACGUCCUCGUGACGGGUUUCAGUCGCCAGUCGUCCCUCCUCUUCAAGAUCCUGUCGAGUGUUCGCAACCACCAGAUUAACUCUGACCUGGCCCAGCUGCUGCUGAGAUUGGACUACAACAAGUACUACACACAGUCAGGAGGCACGCUCGGAAGUUUUGGCAUCUGACCAGAGCCUUUGGAGGUGUUGGCUCAUCGCCUUCACCGGCCUGCGGUGCAGCUGACAGGUCCACGGUGUACGGGACCCUUGCCGGCCACGCCUGAGCCACCUGCACUUAUCUCUGGGGAAGCUGCUGCUCCAAGCUUCACCAGAGGGCACGGCUUCACAUCGCAGUGCCUGCUCCUCUAGACACACACCCAGGACUGAGUCUCCCGACACGGUGCUGCUCCCACCGACACAUUCGAUGAACCCAGGACUGAAGUCAGUGUUGGAAGGAACAGCAGACGCUGGUUUACACCGAAGAUAGACACAAAAAGCUGGAGGAUCUCAGCGGGACACCCCUGGAGAAAAGGAAGGGGUGACGUUUCGGGACGAGACCCUUCUUCGGUCUCAUCCCUUCUCUCCAGAGAUGCUGCCUGCCCCGCUGAGUUACUCCAGCUUUUUGUGUCUUAGUUUUCCCUGCCAUUUUACAAACACUCACCGCACAGUUCUGUGCCUGUGUGACCUGCUGUUGCUGAUUCUGAGCAAUCUCUGUUCCCUUUCCUCUUGGACUGAUGUCAUCUCAUCACUCGGCCUCAAAGGAGGCGCAUUGCCAGGUGAGAUGGGAACGGACUGACCCCAGGUGAGAUGGGAACGGACUGACCCCAGAUGAGAUGAACAGACUGACCCAG
Leucoraja erinaceus (little skate) is the source of this 2798-nucleotide messenger RNA. RefSeq names its product tubulin, gamma complex associated protein 4 (gene tubgcp4). The coding region runs from base 145 to 2136 and encodes 663 amino acids. Gene Ontology annotation, biological process: microtubule nucleation; spindle assembly; cytoplasmic microtubule organization. Gene Ontology annotation, cellular component: equatorial microtubule organizing center; centrosome; gamma-tubulin complex. Gene Ontology annotation, molecular function: microtubule minus-end binding; gamma-tubulin binding. Lineage: Eukaryota; Metazoa; Chordata; Chondrichthyes; Rajiformes; Rajidae. The transcript has 18 exons. The record is from RefSeq and is a predicted model, not a curated record.